GCAUCCCUGCUUCCAUUCCUGCCGGGAACCUUGUGGCCCGGCGCCAGCAACCGGGGAGGGGAGGGAGCGGUGCCGCUGCGGUCCGCAGGGUGGGGCGCCCCCCUCCCCAAGCAGCCGGGCUCCAGCCCGCCUCAGGCCAGGAGGAGGAGCUGUCUGGCCCCCACCCCACCCCCACCCCGAGACCGCAAGGCUAUAAAGCCCCUCGCAGCGUCCGGGGCUCCUUCGCGCCCCGGCCCAGCCCUUCCAGCGCAGACCGCUGUCCUCGUCCUCGGCCGGCCAACAUGAGCCACCACCCGUCGGGCCUCCGGGCCAGCGUGAGCGCCACCUCGUACCGCCGCACCUUCGGGCCCCCGCCCUCCCUGUCCCCCGGGGCCUUCUCCUACUCGUCCAGCUCGCGCUUCUCCGGCAGCCGCCUGCUGGGGUCGGCGUCCCCGAGCUCCUCCGUGCGCCUGGGCAGCUUCCGCGCCCCUCGGGCGGGGGUCCUGCGCCUGCCCUCAGAGCGCCUCGACUUCUCCAUGGCCGAGGCCCUCAACCAGGAGUUCCUGGCCACGCGCAGCAACGAGAAGCAGGAGCUACAGGAGCUCAACGACCGCUUCGCCAACUUCAUCGAGAAGGUGCGCUUCCUGGAGCAGCAGAACGCGGCCCUGCGCGGCGAGCUGAGCCAGGCCCGGGGCCAGGAGCCGGCGCGCGCCGACCAGCUGUGCCAGCAGGAGCUGCGUGAGCUGCGGCGGGAGCUGGAGCUGCUGGGCCGCGAGCGCGACCGGGUGCAAGUGGAGCGCGACGGGCUGGCCGAGGACCUGGCGGCGCUCAAGCAGAGGCUGGAGGAGGAAACUCGCAAGCGGGAGGAUGCGGAGCACAACCUCGUGCUCUUCCGUAAGGAUGUGGACGACGCCACCCUGUCCCGUCUGGAACUGGAGCGCAAGAUUGAGUCCCUGAUGGAUGAAAUUGAGUUUCUCAAGAAGCUGCAUGAUGAGGAGCUUCAAGACCUGCAGGUGAGCGUGGAGAGUCAGCAGGUGCAGCACGUGGAGGUCGAGUCGACUGUGAAGCCAGAGCUGACGGCGGCGCUGAGGGACAUCCGCGCGCAAUACGAGAGCAUCGCGGCGAAGAACCUGCAGGAGGCCGAGGAGUGGUACAAGUCCAAGUACGCGGACCUCUCGGAUGCCGCCAACCGGAACCACGAGGCCCUGCGCCAGGCCAAGCAGGAGAUGAACGAGUCUCGACGGCAGAUCCAGAGUCUGACGUGCGAGGUGGAUGGGCUGCGCGGCACGAACGAGGCUCUGCUCCGGCAGCUGCGGGAGCUGGAGGAGCAGUUCGCCCUGGAGGCGGGCGGGUACCAGGCCGGCGCCGCGCGGCUCGAGGAGGAGCUGCGCCAGCUCAAGGAGGAGAUGGCUCGGCAUCUGCGCGAGUACCAGGAACUCCUCAACGUCAAGAUGGCCCUGGACAUCGAGAUCGCCACCUACCGGAAGCUGCUAGAGGGCGAGGAGAGCCGGAUCUCCGUGCCCGUCCAUUCCUUUGCCUCCUUAAGUAUAAAGACGUCUGUGCCUGAGGUGGAGCCAGCCCAGGACAGCCACAGCCGGAAGAUGGUUCUGAUUAGGACCAUAGAGACCCGGGAUGGAGAGCAGGUUGUGACGGAGUCUCAAAAGGAACAGCACAGUGAGCUGGACAAGUCUACUCACAGCUACUGAAUCCCUUGGUUGCCCUAGGCCUACUGUAAGCCCAAAGCCUCUCACCCAUUCUGAAUUGGUCUCCCUUCCCUCCCACUGCAUGUGUCUAGGGGAUGGCACCAGGCCCCCCUCCCUGGCCCAUGGCCAAGUAGCCAGCCCCCUCCCUACUCUAACACACAGAUGUGACCUAUAUGCUUUCCUUUGUUCCCCAAUAAAGAGGACUGUAACUCCCAGGACAAGUCUGCUGUGGCCAUGAUCCCUUGAUCUGUAGGGUGGGCCAGGGUCUGAGGUUCGAUUUGAAGUCAAAUAAAACUGCUGUG
Molecule: messenger RNA, 1984 nt
Organism: Heterocephalus glaber (naked mole-rat)
Lineage: Eukaryota; Metazoa; Chordata; Mammalia; Rodentia; Bathyergidae
Gene: Prph
Product: peripherin
Biological process (GO): intermediate filament organization
Cellular component (GO): cytoplasm; type III intermediate filament; plasma membrane
Molecular function (GO): structural constituent of cytoskeleton
Source: RefSeq, a predicted model, not a curated record